Messenger RNA from Iphiclides podalirius (scarce swallowtail), 4323 nucleotides. The record is from the annotation of a GenBank genome assembly. Lineage: Eukaryota; Metazoa; Arthropoda; Insecta; Lepidoptera; Papilionidae.
AUGGAUGAGCUUAGAGCUUUUUUUAACAAUCCGUUUCCAUCUUCUUCUCAAGUAACAAAGCUUCGAGGUCCGAUUACUGGAGGUCAUAGAAUUACAAAGGAUGAUAACAUAAAUCAACUAAACAGACCAGAGGAGCAUCGCCGGUCCGUGCUUGUUAGCGGUACAGACUAUGCUCGAGAAAUCAAAGAAAGGGAGACAGAAAUUUACUUGAAGAAUGAAAUAGAGAGAGAAAAAUGUGAAAGUAUAGCUGGGGGCCUUGAUUCUUUGGAGCAUCUAACAACAUGGGGAACAUCUAUGCCAAACAUUGAACAACUUACAGAAGAAGCAAUGACAGAAGUGUAUAGUAAAUAUUCAUUUCAGAGGAAGGAGGAUACAAAUAAUUUGGCAAUCAAUGAGUAUAGACAGCAGAUUUUAGAUCGUAUCUCAGGAUUCCCAGUAGUAAUUAUUGAGGGUCCAACAGGGUGUGGUAAAACAACACAAGUACCACAGUGGAUACUGGAUGAUUCUUAUAAAAAUCGCAGGCCCUGCAAAAUAGUGGUAACUCAGCCACGUAGAAUAGCAGCCAUAUCAAUUGCCAAAAGAGUGGCACAGGAACGUGGUUGGAAUAUUAGUGGCAUAGUUGGGUAUCAGGUGGCACUUGAGAGCAAAGUUACUAGUGACACUCGAAUUCAAUAUGUUACAACGGGAGUGCUGCUCCAAAAACUAGUUGCCGCCAAAAAUAUGAACGAGUACACGCACGUCAUAUUGGACGAAGUACACGAGCGUGGCCAGGAAAUGGACUUCCUCCUGCUUGUAGUCAAAAGGUUGCUUUACACUGUAUCGCCUCGCGUUAAAGUGGUCCUAAUGUCUGCGACGUUCAACCGGAAGGCGUUCGCCGACUACUUCAUGAUACCGACACCCCGCGGCCUGCAGAUGUCCACCUGCAUCAAGGUCAUGAAGAAGGAGCCAAUGUUCACAGUGAAGACAUUCUAUCUCAACCAUCUGAAUAAAUUCGGAUCUGUUCUUCAACAAGCAAUGCGCAAAUCUGAAACACCUGGCAUUGUUCCAGAAAUGCAUCAUCUAGUUGUAAAAUUAAUAAACGCCUUUGAGCAGAUUGACAAACAGGAAGACAACUAUACUGACCGCUCAGAAGCUGACUUGCCUUCUGUUCUGAUAUUUUUGCCGGGGAUUAACGAAAUAGAGGAACUCUAUGGAUGUUUGACCGAUACUGCUUUAAGGACUAAAAUGGGCGGCGGUGAAUGUGCUUCCUACAAGUGGUGGGUUCUGCCUCUGCACUCCACCAUAACUGCUGAUGAGCAGGUCAGGGUGUUCCAAAGGGCACCUGUUGGACACCGCAAGAUAAUAUUGGCUACCAACAUUGCUGAGAGUUCUAUCACGGUUCCUGAUAUUAAGUACGUGGUCGACUACUGCCUGAUGAAGGUGCUUGUGGCGGACGAGAACACGAACUUCACGUCGCUGCAGCUCUCUUGGGCGUCGAAGGCCAACUGCGAGCAGCGGGCGGGGCGCGCGGGGAGGGUGCGCGACGGCCGCGUCUACCGCCUCGUCACCGACAAGUUCUACGAAAAUCUGUCUGACGAAUGUACACCUGAGAUAAUAAGAUGUCCGUUGGAGAGACUGGUGCUGCUUGCUAAGAUGCUGGACAUGGGACCGCCUAGCGACGUACUUGCAUUGGCUAUGAACCCGCCGGACAUGUCCAAUAUAUAUCGAACUAUACUCGUUCUAAAAGAGGUGGGCGCAUUGAAGAAGACAGUAAUGGACGAGUGGUGUGUGUCCGACGGCGACAUAACUUACUUGGGUCGAAUCAUGGCCAAGUUGCCGCUCGACGUCAGGGUCUCGAAGCUCAUCAUGCUCGGCUACAUCUAUGGGUGUUUCGAAGAGUGCGUUAUCAUGGCGGCCGCGAUGUCCGUGAAAAAUGUGUUCAGCAGCCCGUUCCGGGAGCGACUCCACGCGUACAAUUCGAAGUUAACAUGGGCCGACGGAUCAACCAGCGACUGCAUCGCCUUCCUAAAUGUAUAUAAGGUGUGGAACCACCUGCGGCGGCUGAACUACUUCAAGCAGCAGGGCGGCGAGGCGCAGUGGGCGCGCCGCUUCUACGUGCAGGUGCGGGCGCUGCGCGAGCUGGACGACCUGGUGCGGGAGCUGAAGGCGCGGCUGUCGCGCGAGGGCCUAGAGCCCACCCCAUCGCCCUGGCCCAAGCACGAGCUCAACCUGGCCCUCAAGGUGAUCGCGGCGGGCGCGUUCUACCCGCAGUACUUCGUGCAGGCGUCGCUGGACGAGGGGCGCGAGCGGGAGGCGGUGCGCUCGCUGGGCGGGCUCGACCCGCGCCGCUCGGUGUACGUGCGCGGGCUGCCGCCGCACCAGCCGGCCGCGCCCUACGCCGCCUCCGUGCGCGCCGCCGUGCGACGCAUGCUGGGCGACGAGCCCACCGUCACCGUCGACGCCAACAGCCGAAAAAUAUACCUGACAUUUUCCGACGGGAGCGACACCGCGAAUGCUAACAAAGAGAAAACCGGAGAUCCAACUAUACCCGGCCAAGUGGUGUUACCAGUUUACAAGGCAAUUAAAGCUCGCCAGCUCAAGAUGGACAUCCGCAUUCCUUUAUUACCAAUAGAGAAAGCAAACGAGUUAGCGGCUGCUUUAGAACUUAGCAAUGUUAACAUCGACAUAGAGAAAAUGGUACCGCGCUUACCUGAAGUCGACGACACCCACUUUCCGAUAAAGAUAUCGCAAAUGAUGUCGGUGAGCAAGUUCUGGGCGCAAUACGACGACGAGUCGACCGCGAACGAGCUGUGGCAGGUGCAUGAGGCGCUCAACCGCGGCCCGCUGCUGGCCAGCGCGGGCGGCGAGCGGGCCGGCGUGCUGCGGGCCGCGCCGCGUGUCGACACCACUGGCACCGCCUACUGCAGGGCGCAAGUGCUGGCCAUGCUGCCCCUGGACAUGCUCGAGGUGCUGUACAUCGACUACGGCAUCUGCGGGCGCACGAGCGUGUGCAGCGUGCGCGAGCUGCCCGCCGGCAUCUGCACGGAGCUACCUCCGCUGGCCAUGCAGUGCGCGCUGGCUGGAGUCGCGCCCGCGCCGCUGCUGCACGACCACGCACAGUGGACCCCCGGCGCCCAGCAGCUCUUCUCAGCGCUCGUCGCCAAGGGCCACCUGCUCGGCAAGGUCUAUUCGGUGGUGCGCGGUGUGGUCUCAGUAGAACUGCUGGUGGAUGGUGGACGUAUAAGCAUCAACAAGGAGCUAAUUGAGAAGGGAUACGCGAUCCCUUGCGAGGAAAGCUAUGAGUCAAAGUUGAAUCACGACCUCAGACAGAUGGCGGCCGAUUUGAACAUGUCUCAGAAACGCGCCUACAACAAGGAGCAGGCCGAGGCGGCGUUCUUCCAGAUGCAAGAGAUCGAGCCGCCAAACUAUAAAGAGUGCGACUCCGAUGUAUGUCUGAAAGGACCAAACAGCCCAUUGGAGACGGUGGUGCAUAAUAUUAUGUACAGCAGCCGCGAGAAGCAAGUCCAUAUCGAAUGGAAUUCCGUAAAUUCCGUAUUAAUCGAUACCGAGCCGCAGGAGUUGUAUGAAAGGUUGUUGGUGGCAGCUGAGGUGGGUCAAAACGAAGCUUCCAGCACCCUCACAUUGCGACAUACCACAUUGAUGCCGAACAUACCCGGGCUGCCCGCCAUCAUAGCCCUGCUCUUCUGUCCAGUGGCGGAGCUGCGCCGCGACUCGUGCGGCAGCCGCUACGUGAGCGCGCUGUGCGGCCUGGGCAGCGGCGAGGACGGCACGCCCUACUUCCCAGAGCACGACAUCCUGGUCAACGUGGACGCGGACCUGGGCGUGGAGGACAUCGGCCUGAUCAACCACAUCAGGCAUCUGAUGGACUACAUGAUGUACUGCAGCGACGGACAGGACGCGCCGACGGCCGACGACGAGUUCCACCCCAAAGUGCCGAAGUUCAUACGCGAGGACCUCAUGAAGCUGCUGCGCAAGCGGCGCAAGCACCGCGCGCCGCAGUGCGUGGCGGACGCGUGGCUGUGGCGGUCGGCGGACGAGAGCGAGCUGCUCGAGAUCAGCGCGCCCGAGAUGGAGCGGCGCGCCGUCGUCUACCCGCUGCACGCGCCGCUCGAGCUGCACGCGCCGCCGCGCGACCGCCUGCUGCAGCUCAAGCGGGACAACGACGCGCUCGUCGCGCUCGUCGCCAGGACAUCGAUAUCAUCGAGCCAGGAGUUGACGUGCAAGCUAUGCAACACUUCACCGAUGCCGACGCACGCAAUGCGCAUACAUCUCUACUCGAACGCUCACAAAGAGAAGGAGGAUGACCUGUGCUCCGUACAAUCA